Molecule: messenger RNA, 2124 nt
Organism: Aspergillus costaricaensis CBS 115574
Lineage: Eukaryota; Fungi; Ascomycota; Eurotiomycetes; Eurotiales; Aspergillaceae
Product: putative C6 finger domain protein
Exons: 3
Coding region: 221-2086 (621 amino acids)
Biological process (GO): regulation of DNA-templated transcription
Molecular function (GO): zinc ion binding; DNA-binding transcription factor activity, RNA polymerase II-specific
Source: RefSeq, a predicted model, not a curated record
CAGCUGCCAGCCCCUGCGAGUGUCUUCCCCGCAUUUUAUCAAACGUUAUUGUCUCCCCUAGUCACAUCAUUCACAGCUGCCAGUGGCCGCGUGGGCGGCAUUCUCUGUGCCUCCUUGAGCACAACAACACAUCUUUGGGCCUUACCAUUGGCUUCAUGUUGCUGAAGCCAUACCCUGUCCGGGAUCAGCGUUUUCGUAUGCACCGAGGGCUGAAAGCACCAUGUCUUCUCAAGAACCCGAUAACGAUGCUACUCUCGAUUCAACCCUAGCAAGAAAGCGCAACAACUCUGAAGUAACCGAGUAUCCCCGAAGGCGCGCAACUAUAGCCUGCCAGAUCUGUCGUCUGCGGAAAACGAGAUGUAACGGAGCCCGCCCAAGAUGCCAGCUCUGCGUAGACCUAGAUGCAGACUGUGUUUAUCGUGAGCCAGGCAUCAAACUAGAUGCCGGUGACAAACUGAUUAUCGAGAAGCUGAACAGGAUAGAAGUCUUGCUUCAGUCGAAGUUUUCAGACCCCAUCAGCCAGUCUCCGCUGUCAUCGAAUUCUUCCACAGCUGCCAACCUUGUCCAAAUAGGUGGUGAUGAUGUUGUCAGUUUCGCCAACAUACCUACAAGGUCAAUCGCGGUGGGCCUUGGCUCAUGGGCAAAUCCACCGACGAGUAUCUCGACUAUGCCCAGAGUACAUACUACACCAGCUUUACACCUUCUACAAUGGCCAUUAAUCCGAGAAUUGGUCGCUGUCCCUUAUGAUCCUCAUACCCUUCUACAGUUAGAGAUGGCCCGUGAGCCACUUCGGCUCGAACCUCCCGUGAACCUAGAUGUAUCAAACGCACUUACCCACGCUCAACUUUUUUUCGAACGCGUAAAUGUUUGGUACGCUUGUGUCAACCCACUGACAUGGCCCCGCUAUUACAAGAAGGCUCUUUCUCUGGACUUCGAGGGAGGGCCGGAGAGUUGCGUCGUCCUUUUGGUUUUGGCACUGGGCAGUGCCAGCCAAUCUGGGAGUAUAUCGUGCCUUUCUGCAGAUGAAGAACUUCCAGGGCUACCAUAUUUUGCCGCAGCCUGGUCUCUUUUGCCGGCUGUCAUGACGCGCAAUUCGGUGCUCGCAGCGCAAUGUGUCAUAUUGGCAUCUGCAUAUCUAUUUUACAUGGUCAGGCCCCUCGAGGCGUGGACUCUACUAUCAAAUGCCAGUAUGAAGUUGCAGCUACUCCUAGGCAACCCCUCUCGUGUUCCAGGGCAAUGGAAGGAGCUCAGCACAAGAGUGUAUUGGAACACCUUACUAUUUGAAAGCGAUUUGCUUGCAGAACUAGACCUACCACACUCGGGUAUUGUGCAUUUUGAAGAGCUCGUCGAUCUCCCUGGGGGCUUUGAACUGGAAGAUGAAGAAGACGAAGAAGACGAAGGAAGCAUACAACUUGGAGAGAAGAUAGUAGAUGUGAUGAUAGGUCAGGAUGAGCUCUGGUAUUUCUUGGCUGAAAUAGCCCUAAGAAGGCUGCUCAACAGAGUCAGUCAUAUGAUCUACCAAAAAGACAGCAUCUUGACACUCGCAUCACUCGGUCCUAUCGCCUCAGAGCUAGAUUUCCAGCUUUCUCAAUGGUAUGAAAGCCUUCCUCAGCCUGUCCGCUUCCCUCUUGGGGGCCCGACAUCAAGCCCCAUUCAGACUGUUUUAAGGCUUCGCUACUUCGCCUGCCGUACAAUAAUUUACCGGCCUUACAUCCUGGCGGUCUUCCAGAAUGAGUAUGCAUGCGGUGACCCGACAGUAAAAGAUUGCUGCUUGCGGUGCUUGGAGGCGACAUUGAAUCAACUCGAGCAUAUAAGCAGACACCGUGAGGGCCACCUGCCGUACCUCUGGCAAGGUGCCCUUUCCAUGGUCUCACAGGCGUUGUUAAUCAUGGGGGCAACCAUGUCACCGACUCUCUCAUCACUAUUGCCUCCAGCGACUCAGCUAGACGGGAUCAUAUCUAACGUUAUAACGGAGGUUGGCAGGUAUGCGCGGCUUGCACCAAGCCUGAAGUUAUCUGCUGAGAUCAUUCGUGACGCGGAAAAGAGACGCCAAAUGUCCCUUGCGUCAGCAGCCAGGCGAGGUUGAAAGAGGUAUUCGACUUGCAGGUUCCAAAGCUUGCAUAU